AUGGCACCUAUCGCAGUCGACCCCGUCGUCUUGGCCUCCACACCGGUCGCCAAGACCCCGUCGUCCAUCGUCGCCAAAGGCACUGCCAUGGACGCCAUCUCGGACCUGGUCGACGAAGUCAACGUCUACCGAGGCACCCACCCUUCCGCAGCACAGCCCUCUGACGAAUCCGACGAAGCGUGGCGCACCGAAGGCUCGCGCUUCGACUCUGAGAAGGACAAAGCCGACUUUCGUCGCUACGAAGACGCUCUCGACCACGUAAAGACCUUCUACCUCACCCAACACACUAAGCAGACGGUCGCCUUCAACAUCGCGGCGCGUGAACGCUUCCUUAAGAACCACCAUGCGAGCAUGACCGUGUGGGAGGCGAUUGAGAAGCUCGACACGCUCGUCGACGAGUCGGACCCGGACACGUCGUUGAGUCAGAUCCAGCACCUGCUUCAGACGGCGGAAGCGAUGAGGCGCGACGGCAAGCCGGAUUGGAUGCAGCUCACGGGUCUCAUCCACGACCUCGGCAAGCUGCUGUGCUUCUUCGGCGCCGAUGGCCAGUGGGACGUCGUUGGCGACACCUUUGUCGUCGGCUGCGCCCCUCAGGGCACCGUCUACCCCCACACCUUCGAGGCCAACCCAGACACCCACGAUGCGAGGUACAACACCGAGUACGGCAUCUACCAGCCCAACUGCGGGUUGAAGAAUGUCAUGCUCAGCUUUGGCCACGACGAGUACCUGUACGAGAUUGCCAAGCGCGAGUCGACGCUCCCGCAGGCGGCGUUGGAUAUGAUCCGAUACCACAGCUUCUACCCGUGGCACCGCGAGGGAGCGUACCGUCACCUCUGCGCUCCUGAGGACGACCAGGCCCUUGAGAACGUCCUCGCUUUCAACCCGUACGAUCUGUACAGCAAGUCCGACUCCCCGCCCGAUGCCACCGAGCUUAGGCCCUACUACGAAGGUCUCAUCGAGAAGUACUUCGGCGGCAAAGACCGUAAAAUCCAGUGGUAA
This is a messenger RNA of Kalmanozyma brasiliensis GHG001, 999 nucleotides long. Its product is annotated as Inositol oxygenase. Gene Ontology annotation, molecular function: inositol oxygenase activity; iron ion binding. Gene Ontology annotation, biological process: inositol catabolic process. The coding region runs from base 1 to 999 and encodes 332 amino acids. The transcript has a single exon. Gene Ontology annotation, cellular component: cytoplasm. Lineage: Eukaryota; Fungi; Basidiomycota; Ustilaginomycetes; Ustilaginales. The record is from RefSeq and is a predicted model, not a curated record.